CCACCGUCCCUCCAUCACCAAAUCGACUUAACUCCGUCUACUCCUCGCCCGCACACCAUACCCGAUCUUUAGUGUGGUCACCAGGAUCCCGUCAGCCUCGCUGAGCUUCCCCUUCGGUCCCCCACCCCGCCGACUUUCUGGCCGAGACGCCCGACGCACCCGACGACGCGUUCCCGCCCCUUCGCCUCAGCCCCACCGCCGGACAUCGUUUACAAACGCGUGUAUUGGGAACUACAACGCUUGGCGGAACAUGACGUCGACAUCGUUUCGCGACUCGAUAAACUCGCUGGGCUGGUCGCGCCGUGAUGCAGACCUCCCGGUGAACACAGCGCCACAAGGCGGCUUCAUGUCAUCGCUCCAGUCUCUCAACCCAUUUGGCGACCGUGGCUAUGUCCAACUCCCGACGAGCGAGGGGCCAGGCGCCCCUUUACCGGCGCCUAGUCGCCGCGAAGAAGAGGAAGGGUGGUUUGCCUUAAGUCAGUGGGAUCGUCUGCUGAUCUUUGGUGCCUGCAACCUCGGCGCUCUCGCUUGCUUCGUCAUCUGCUUCUUCCUUUUCCCCGUCAUAUCUGUGGCCAAGCCGCGCAAGCUAGUCGUCCUAUGGACGCUAGGCUCGGUGUUAUUCCUGUCGUCCUUCGCUGCCAUCAUGGGCCCACUGGCCUACUUGAAGCACCUCGCCUCAACUCCGCGGCUGCCUUUUACAGCCGCCUACUUCGGAUCUCUCGGAUUGACGCUGUACUUCUCCAUCGGUCUUCAAAGCACUAUUCUCACGAUGUUUGCGGGGCUUAUCCAACUGGCUUCCCUGUUAUGGUAUCUUGUGAGCUACUUCCCGAUGGGCUCCAGCGGACUUCGCCUUGUCAGCAGCUUCGGUGCCCGCCGGGCAGCAGCCUGGAUGACGAGCUGAGAGACGAAAGAAGCCGCGGAGUGAGGCGGCCCCAGCAGGCGAUAUAUCGCCGUUCUCCCGUUGUACUCUAUGUACAUUAUGCAAGGUGGUUUGCUUCGAUAAACCAGACUGUGGCACUUCGAACCUCGGAGAGGCGUCCAUUGUGGAUAAUCCCGUCGUGGCAUUUGCGGCCCGGUCCUUUUUUGCAUUGCUUUGAACCCUGUCAUCACGGUAAAAGAUAACUUCGGCCCGGACUCCUAAGAUCAGCAGAGCCCCAGCCCUGCCAAACCCAUUUGGCCCAGCUUUUAGCCGGCAACACCCAUUGCUGGGUGGCUGGCGAGACUGUCUCGCCCCGAGGAAGUAGAAAGGCCACGGUGAGUGG
Molecule: messenger RNA, 1262 nt
Organism: Chaetomium fimeti
Lineage: Eukaryota; Fungi; Ascomycota; Sordariomycetes; Sordariales; Chaetomiaceae
Product: Got1/Sft2-like family-domain-containing protein
Exons: 4
Coding region: 251-901 (216 amino acids)
Biological process (GO): vesicle-mediated transport
Cellular component (GO): membrane
Source: RefSeq, a predicted model, not a curated record